Molecule: messenger RNA, 1657 nt
Organism: Hibiscus syriacus
Lineage: Eukaryota; Viridiplantae; Streptophyta; Magnoliopsida; Malvales; Malvaceae
Product: TPR repeat-containing thioredoxin TTL1-like
Exons: 5
Coding region: 74-1657 (527 amino acids)
Cellular component (GO): cytoplasm
Molecular function (GO): protein binding
Source: RefSeq, a predicted model, not a curated record
UCUUGCAUGUUUCCAUUUCUUUCAUUUAUUAAUCUUCGAGUUCAUUCUUUGUACAUGCAUUUAUAGUUAUUAAAUGACAAAGUAUUCAAUGGAGCAUGAUUUGGGUUGUGGUCUAAUGGGAGGAAUUUUCCAGCCAUGCACCAAGUGGUCGAGAAAAUCAGCACUCCCUGCCUUGCCUGUGAAAGGCGUCGACAAGGUUCUGAAGGAACCUGCCACGGUUAAGUCUAAGAAACCAUCGAUCAAUGGAUCCGGAAGGAGACGUAACAGCUCAGUUGAUUCUGUCCCCAUGAAACAAGCCAGGAUGUCCGAUUUAUUACAACCUCGGAAUUUGGUUUCGAGUUUUCACAUGAAAAAAGACGGUGGAACAUCCUUAUAUCCUGCACGAAGCUCAGCAUCAUCCUCUUCUGCUUCGACUCAAAUGAGACUGUCACAAGACUUGACAUGUGAUACAAAGUUACAGAAACAAAAACCAAACAACACCAAAGCUCUUAUUCCGGCCACGGCUUCUCCUAUGGGCAAUAUCAUAAGGAAGCCGAGUGUCGUAUUGAAACAGUUUCGUGGAUUGGAUUCUGAGGCAUUGAAGAUGAUGGGAAACGAGGCAUACAAUCAGGGAAGGUUUGAAGAGGCACUGACCCUUUACGAACGAGCAAUAUGCCUCGAUCCGAAGAAGGCGACAUACUAUUGUAAUAAGAGUGCUGCCUUGUUACGUUUAGGCCAUGCUAUCGAAGCAGUUGUUGAGUGCAAAGAAGCUAUUCAGCUUGAUCCUACAUAUUGCAGAGCUCAUCACCGCUUGGCAACAAUUUAUCUCAGAUUGGGAGAAGUAAAAGAAGCAAUGGAUCACUACAAAUACGCUGGAAAUCAUGCCGACCCCGACGACAUUGCUAAAGCUCGGUCUCUCGAUCACUGCCUUAAAAGAUGCGCUGAGGCUCAAAAAUCGAAGGAAUGGAAUACUCUACUUAAGGAGACUCAAUGUGCUAUAACCUCUGGAGUUGAUUCUGCACCUGUGGUUUAUGCUCUUCAAACAGAGGCCUUUCUGAAGCUCCACAGGCAUCAAGAAGCCUAUACAUCCCACAGCAAAGGACCGAAUUUCGCAGUUGAAUCUUGUAUUAAUUUCUUCGGUAUGGCUGUGAGUGCUUAUCUUUUAAUGAUCAAAGCACUGGUCUAUAUUGUUUCUGGCAGGUUAGAUGAUGCUGUAUCAGCAGCUCAGCUUGCUGCCAGACUCGAUCCACACAACAAAGAAAUAACACUAGUGGUAAAGCAGACGAGAGCAGUAUCAUCAGCUCGAUUGAGCGGUAACUUGCUAUUCAAGGCAUCGAAAUUCUCGGAGGCUUCCGUUGUGUAUAGUAAAGGACUAGAGAAUGAUCCAUACAAUUCAGUUCUGCUAUGCAACAGAGUAGCCUGUAGAACUAAGCUAGGCCAAUUCGAAAAGGCCAUUGAGGAUUGCACAGUGGCGCUUAAGGUGCAACCUUCUUACAGCAAGGCAAGGCUAAGGAGAGCUGAUUGUAAUGGCAAGCUAGGGAGAUGGGAAGUGGCAAUCCAGGAUUAUGAGAUAUUGAUAAGGGAAACCCCUCGAGAUGAUGAAGUAGGCAGGGCAUUGUUUGAGGCUCGCGUCCACCUCAACAAACGGCUUGCUCGAGAGUUUAAGGCCUCUGUUUGA